UGUCUAACGGAGUUCAUUGAUCGUAAAGUUCAUACGAUCGGCUACGAUCAACGAUCAAUCGUAACUUUACAUUGGUAUUGUCUAAUUUAGUUCAUUAUAUGAAGACCGGAUGGUGAACGAUGAACUGAAAUCAUUCAUGAAGAUUGCGUAUUGUUUAUGCAAAACGAUAGUGAAACUAUCGUUAAUAAUAUUAUCAAAUUUAAGUCAAACUCCAUAAUAAUGCAUAUAUUUUAACAAAGUUUUAUGUCUUUUGUUUAAAACAUUAAAGAAGCAUUAAAUUUCACGAAAAAUAUCUACUAUUGAAGAAAAUAGCGUGAGAAAAUGGUACAUGCAACUCAAGUAACAAAACGCAAUUAACGAAUUUAACCAAGGGCUAUUUGGACUAUUUGGUAAUCUCCCUGUUGUCUGUGUAGGCUAGUGUCAAAAUAACGGGGUAUCUUAUUAGUCUGUGGUGAAACAUAGCAUAUUAAUAACCUGUGGAUUAGAAAUUUUAUUUUUUAAUUUAUCAAAACAAAACAAAAUUUUUAUUUUUCAGGUUUUAAAGAGAAUUUAGAAAUUGAGCAAAGUUUUACUAAAUUAUAUUGAUCUUAGGAGCAAAGUUUACUUCGUUUGUGUUAUUGUUAAUCAAAAAUAUAAAAACUAAAUUGAUUAUUAUGAACAGACCAUUAUGAUGAACCACUGAUAUUGACUCAGAGACAUGAAGAUGAGUGCUUUGACAACAAGACUGACUAGCUGAGCCAGCUUAAGAAUUAUGUGGUGUGUGUGUGUCUAAUUCCAGGAGCUCUCUAUGUCAGCCAUCCAUCUAUAUUCUUACUCAUUUUUGUUAAUUAUAAAAUAAAUUUGAUUAUUUAGUAUGUAACUUCAUUGUACCUAUCCUGCUAGCUGUUAGAAAGAUAGCAUCUGUAAUAAUUUAUUUACGGUAAAACAUAUUUAUAACCCUUUCAAGCCCGUUUAAAACGAUCGUGCACAUUAUUUUUUUAAAUUCCCGCGCCGUUCCGAAGCAUCUUUGUAGAGCGAGACCGGCAUCGCACGAUCAUGCACGACUUAGACAUCCUAGUAAAAAAUAUAUUUCGCGCGUUUUGCUUGUUAGUUGGCAUCAGUGAGGUGACAAAGAUGGCAGCGUUUUUUGACGAUGGCGGCGGUAAUCGGGUCGAGCUAACUAGCGAUUUGGUAUUACAACUGCUUGGAGAUGGCAACGAUUCGGAGGUAGAAGGACUAGGUGAUGAUGAUGACAUGCUUUUUAGAAACUCAUCGAACCAGAACCCUGCUGUUGAAAUUCGUUCGUCGUGUACCCCAAUACCGCCCCCGGUUGUUCAUAGGACUGGAAAUGUAGCCUGUAGACGUCCGGGAGUCAGAAGAAGGAUUUGGAAACAGGUAUCUUUCAAUCAAAAAGAACAUAACUAUCUUCCUCGGGCUCGCCCAGCAGCUAUUCGAAGUCCCAUGGAAUAUUUUAACGACUAUUUUGACGACGAGUUUUUUGAACAUUCAGCUAUGUGUACCAACAACUACUACAUGCGUCGCACUGGCUGUAUCUUAAAUACGAAUGCCAUAGAAUUGAAAAAGCUUGUUGGCAUUCACUUAAUCAUGGGUGUUAUCUCGUAUCCACGACUGUACAUGUAUUGGCGAGAUGGCAUGCGACUGGACAUAGUGGCAAAAAUCAUGGCCAGAGAAAGAUUCAAGACAUUGCGUUCAGCUUUCCAUGUUGUGGACAGUGACACAGCUGAGCCAGGUAGUAAUAGUACCCUAUGGAAAAUCCAACCGAUACUAGACCGGGUCAAACGAGCUUGUGAUCGAUUAGAAAGGCAGCCAGGUUUUUACUCUAUAGACGAACAAAUGCUUCCUUUCAGCGGUGUUUGCCCUCGCGGGCUUCGACAGGUUAUUAAAAGCAAGCCUCGACCUCAAGGUCUUAAAAUUUUUGUGGCCACAACUCAUGAUGGUCUUAUGAUCGAUUUUGAAGUAUACAGAGGUUCUGAUACUCCGUUCGGCGACAGAUCUUUAGGGGUUGGAGCAGCGGUGAUCUUGCAUCUCUCGAAAUCUAUUCCUAGAGGCAGCUGUAUUUACUUUGAUCGAUACUUCUCUUCAAUACCAUUACUUGAAAAAUUAAAUUCGAUCGGACUGCACGGUACAGCAACGUUAAUGAUGAAUCGAAUACCAGAACGCAAAAACAUUGACUUUAAACCUGAUCGCCGGAUGAAGCGUGGUGAAUCUCAACAAUUCGUAUGUGACGACAUCGUAGUUGUGAAAUGGAUGGACAACAAGUCUGUGCUAGUCGCAUCAAAUUGCACUUCUGCAGACGAUACCGUUUUUUUGAAACGCUGGGAUAAAAGUUGCACAGGGUAUAUUGACGUCUCUGCACCAAAAACCAUUGCCAAUUACAACAGGCACAUGGGGGGUGUGGAUAUACUCGACCAAUCUAUGGAGUAUUAUCGCACGUUUAUAAAAACAAGAAAAUGGACAUUGAAGGUAAUACUCCAUUUUAUUGAUCUAGCUGUUUGCAAUGCGUGGCGUCUGUAUAAGAUUGAAUGUGCAGCAACUCAAAUCCAAAGCAAUAAAAUUAUGGAUUUAAUGGAAUUUAGAAUGCAAGUAGCAGACGGACUUACAAAUUCGCCUGUUCGGCAAAGGAGGUCUGCAAGUAGUGAUGAUGACCAAAAUGAGGUUGAAAAUUUAGUACCAAACACGCCAAAGUAUAAGAGGUCUAAUCAACCCUCUACAGCUAAAAGAUAUGAUGGCUAUGACCAUCUCCCAGCCUUUGAGGAAAUUGAUAAUCCUCGUGCGUGUAGAUUGGAAAGAUGUCGAAGCCGAUCUAAAAUUAAGUGUGAAAAGGGCGACGUUUACCUGUGCCUCACGAGGAAACAAAACUGUUUUGCAGCUUAUCACAAAAAAAAUUAAAAACCAUUAAUAUAAUUUUAAUAAAAACAUUGUCUUUUUUUCA
Bicyclus anynana (squinting bush brown) is the source of this 2932-nucleotide messenger RNA. RefSeq names its product piggyBac transposable element-derived protein 3-like. The transcript has 3 exons. The coding region runs from base 1036 to 2889 and encodes 617 amino acids. NCBI's taxonomy places the organism in Eukaryota, Metazoa, Arthropoda, Insecta, Lepidoptera, Nymphalidae. The record is from RefSeq and is a predicted model, not a curated record.